AUGAUUUCGCAUCACCAGCAAAAGAAGCUGCGGGAUUCAUCGCCAACCAAUUCCUCUGCAAAGUAUCCCAAUCCGCCCGUCAUGCCGCCCUUCCCGCCCUCCUGCGCCGUCCGCGGCCUCUCAGCCCGCGCAUUCUCAACUUCAGCCUCAAAAUGCGCUCCCCGCGAUCCUCUCCUCCACCGCCCCUCCUCCAGCAGCAGCCUCCUCUCCAUCAACAACAACCCCGGCCCUUCGCGAUCCCCCGGCCAGCCCCCGCGCACGGCGGCGAACAAUCCCGGCGACGUCGCUGCGAACUUGAUGACGCGGUUCAAGCGCGACGGACAGAUUACCCAGAGGAACAAGCAGGCGAACAUUGAGCUGCUGCGGAACCAGAAGAACUCGAAUGAUUACUUGAGGCAGAUGCCGCGGAGGUGGGAUGCGGGAGAUGUCUACUCGCCGCAUGAUAUGAGCCCCGUGGAGAUGCAGAAGUGGAGGAAGAGGUCGCCUCGUGGCGGAGAUGUGAUUGAUGCGCUGGGAAUUCGACCGUUGGACAUGUACAAGGCAUGUUUUCUUCUUUCUUCUUUGGUCUCUGAAAGAGAGGAGGGGGCAAUUGGCUAA
Messenger RNA from Trichoderma aggressivum f. europaeum, 597 nucleotides. RefSeq lists its product as uncharacterized. The transcript has a single exon. Bases 1 to 597 code for a protein of 198 amino acids. The record is from RefSeq and is a predicted model, not a curated record. NCBI's taxonomy places the organism in Eukaryota, Fungi, Ascomycota, Sordariomycetes, Hypocreales, Hypocreaceae.